Messenger RNA from Closterium sp. Naga37s-1, 738 nucleotides. The record is from the annotation of a GenBank genome assembly. NCBI's taxonomy places the organism in Eukaryota, Viridiplantae, Streptophyta, Zygnematophyceae, Desmidiales, Closteriaceae.
AUGACAACAUGUGCACUAUGCGGGCUAUGCCGUUCAGCACCCCGCGGAACUUGCCCGUGUGCUGCUGCAGCACCCCCUGCAACCCUCGCCCGUACUGGUGAAGGGGAGCAAGGGGCAAGGGAGAGGACGGGGUUGGGGAGGGAGGGACAGGGCAUUGUUAGGCAGCAGGUGGCGCGGGCAGCAGGGCGCGCGGGGCGCGCAGGGGCAGUAGGGCGCGCGGGGCACGCAGGUAGCAGGGCGCGCGGGGCGCGCAGGGCAGCAGGACGCGCGGGGCGCGCUGGCAGCAGGGCACGCGGGGCGCGCAGGGGCACGUGGGCAGUAGGGCGCGCGGGGCGCGCAGGGCAGCGGGGUGCGCAGGGCAGCAGGGCGCGGGGGGGCGCGGCAGGCAGCAGCGCAUGGCAGAAGGACGGGCGCACAGGGCAGCAGAGCGUGCUGUGCGCGAGGGGCAGCAGGGCGCACGGGGAGCGCGGGCAGCAGGGCGCGCGGGGCGCGCAGGGCAGCAAAUCGACGCGCGCUCGAGGUGUGUGCGCCGCCACCCGCGUCGCCACGUCCAUGCGCGCACGCUCCAUCGUGCGCAUUCCCUCCACCACCAUCCGCGCCUCCUCCUCCGUCGCGUGCCGUGCUGCCUCCGCCUCUCUCGAGUGUGCCUCCGUUGCCUGCGCCGAGUCCCGCCCCCACUCCUCCGCUGCCGACUCCGCCGCGGCCAUCUGCUCAGCGUGGCGCAAACCCUCCGACUGA